AUGAAGUGCCAGUGGACGGAAGGGGAAGACAAAGCGCUUUAUGAGCUUGUAAAUGGGAAUCCGGCAGGAAAUAUUUGGCGACGAGCAGCGGAAAUAUUGAACAAUGGUAAAGACGCUAAACAGUGCCAUGAUCGGUAUGAAAUCAUUCGCUUGAAUACGCUUUGA
Molecule: messenger RNA, 165 nt
Organism: Ambispora leptoticha
Lineage: Eukaryota; Fungi; Glomeromycota; Glomeromycetes; Archaeosporales; Ambisporaceae
Source: the annotation of a GenBank genome assembly